Molecule: messenger RNA, 480 nt
Organism: Schistocerca cancellata (South American locust)
Lineage: Eukaryota; Metazoa; Arthropoda; Insecta; Orthoptera; Acrididae
Exons: 3
Coding region: 1-480 (159 amino acids)
Source: RefSeq, a predicted model, not a curated record
AUGGCAAAAGUGGAAAUAUGGCAAAAACGGAAAUAUGGCCAUAACGUAAAUAUGGCAAAACGGAAAUAUGCCAAAAUCGGAAAUAUGGAAAAAAAGGAUAUAUGGCAGAAACGCAAAUAUGGCAAAAACGCUAAUAUGGCAAAAACGCAAAUACGGCAAAAACGCAAAAGUGGACAUAGUCGAAGGUUCACGAAAUAUAUAAGAAAUGCAAAUAUGGGAAAAACGCAAAUAUGGGAAAAACGCAAAUAUGGGAAAAACGCAAAUAUGGGAAAAACGCAAAUAUGGGAAAAACGCAAAUAUGGGAAAGACGCAAAUAUGGGAAAAACGAAAAUAUCGGAAAGAGAAAUGCAAAUAUGGGAAAAACGCAAAUAUGGGAAAAACGCAAAUAUGGGAAAAACGAAAAUAUGGGAAAAACGCAAAUAUGGGAAAAAAGCAAUAAUGGGAAAAAAAAUAAUGGGAAAAACGCAAAUAUGGGAAUAA